UUGUUUUAUCAUUUUUGGCAAUUUUGCUUCAAGGCUGUGUGCUUUAAAGUUUAUUUGUUUUUUCCAUAACUGGGAUCUUACAGAUCUAUCUUUGUUAACUUACGUUGGCGUAAACCUAUUUGGCGUAUAAAUAAAGUCUUGUUUAGUAACCAGAUAUUUCUUUAAUUGUUUUUGAGCAAUCAGUGUUAAUGUUUAUUGGCUGUGAUUGUGGGAAAUAUAGUAAAGUUGAGAGAUAACGGAAUUCACAUUAUUCGAAUUAAGAUUUUAUGUUAACUUUGUAUGAUUAUUCUGUUGCAUUAUAUGCAUUCCAAAGGGCUGUUAGUUUUGUGGAAUAUGAAGAUUUAUAAGGUCGGAAGCAUUUGCCAUGCCAUUCACUAGAUGAAAGCCGAGGAUUUAGUGAAUACUUUUAAUGUGAGCCUCAAGAAAAUUUAAAAACAAAAACAGUGAUUUUUUAUAUAUAUAUAUGGAGACAAACUGCAUCUGAAGAUAACACAUUUGCAAAUUUUGUGGAAUACAGAUUUAAAUUAAGAGCUCAUUUUAUCGUGAAAUCCUGUCACAGUGCAGUGUAGAUCUGAGCCUUACGAGUUGACAUUUUAUCAAUAAGCAUUGAAAUCUAAUACUAAAAUCAGGAUUUAAUUGCUUUUAAAAUUCAAGAUCCAUUAUAUGUGCAUGAUUUAUUGAUAUCUGCAGAAGAACAGAAAUCAUGCAAUACCACACAGAAUAUUUGGAUGUAACCUGAUUGGCUGAAGACUAUGAAUUGUGAAUUUUGAUUGGUUGAAAUGUUACUAUGGCAACAUUUGUGACAUUGGUGACCUGGCUUGCGGUUGUUAUAGCAAUAUUGGUGUACAAAACUCAAGGACGAUGCCUAACAGAAAGACCGUUUCAAUACCCACGUCAUCUGUUCUACCGAGGGGAGAGUAUUCCAAUUGUUCUGGAGAACUCUAUGCGCGCCUCGCACAACAUAACAAACCACAUACUCAAGAUUAUUCUUGAAGAAGUCGUCGGCUAUGAGAGGGUGGAAAUACGCACCAAAGACGCGAUGAAUGCUACCGCUAUUAUGAACAGAAUCUCGGGAUGUCCUGUCACAGGGUGUGUUGCCGAUGAACCACCAUCAAGGCCGGAAACCAUGGUGAAUACGGAAGUAUGGAUGAUGGCAGGAUUUAGCCGUGUUCCCUGGACUAAAUAUGGCAACAUCAUUGACCUUGGACCACUAGGGCCGUUUGGAAGGCUGGGUUGGUUCAUGCGUUCAACCACAGUGGAUAACCUCUGGAAAGAUGACAUUAUUGCUGAUCAUUGGCGAGCCCUCAACCUGAAUGCUGUGAUCCGUAACUUCACCCUGGCAGAGAGCAUCGAAACGGUUAAACAACUGACCCGUGUCGGGGACUCCUUCUACUGUAACAGCGCCGAUUGUGUCGAGGGAAUUUACUACGGCCCCAAGUGUAACCCCAAUAAUAUGUAUACUUGUUCAACCCUGCUGGCCAGCUAUCCAGAGAUGGACAUGGGUGCUUUAAAGGCGCAGGUUCGGAAUCUCAAACUUCCUGUCAACAUAGCCUGGAUUGGUCCCCACCUUCAGCACUUUAUCCACGACCGUGUUUCCCGCCAAAACAGACCCGUACUUUUCUUCAGCUGGGAACCAAACACUCUUACAGCUGGUAAACUUUUCACAAGGGUAAAAUUUCCCCUCUGCCAAAAUGAUCUCACCCAACUACCCACGGACUGUGAUUUUGGACUCAACCAGUUUACCAAAGUGGUAUGGUCAAAAGUGAAGACCAGCAUACCAGAAGCGUACCAUGUGAUUUCAAAGAUGACGUUUCAUCAGGACGAAUAUAUCCAAAUGUUGCAAGUUCGGGAUGAGUCUGUGGAAAACGUUGCAUGCCAGUGGGUUCGGAGAAAUGAGGAGGUUUGGAAAACAUGGCUGCCAGCAAAUCUCUCUAAUAAAACGAAAAUCUAUUUAGGUGGCCUAUUUCCCAUGUCGGGUCAUUACUGGACGGAGCCAGGCUUGGUACAAGGUGGUGAAUUAGCCCUGGACAUUAUCAACAAGGAUCCAACUGUUCUGCCGGAACACGAGCUCGAGAUGAUUGUGUCUAACAGCGAGUGUCUCCCAGAUGUGGCGAUGAAGGCCUUCAUCAAAUACAUCACAAACAAUACCAUAUCCAUCGCAGGAAUACUUGGUCCAGGGUGCUCAGAUGAGGCCGAGCCUAUUGCCGCCCUUUCUCGCCAUUUCAAUAUGUUGACAGUGAGCUACGGGGCUGAGGCUUCGUCCCUCUCGGACAGGCAGAAAUACCCGUACUUCUACCGCACCAUACCGCAAGUCGACCAUCAUAGGUAUGUGUAUGAGAAUUUUUUCAACGCGAUGGGUUGGCGUCAAGUCGGGGCAAUAUCUGAGGGUGGGCAGGAGUUUCCUGAAUAUCAUCUACUACUGCAGGACCAUCUCCAACAUUCUGGGAUUUCGGUUGUUGUGAAACGUCAGCUUGUGAGAAACUACCAGCUUAACCAGUUGGAUGUGUCGCAGAUAUUUGCAGAUCUCCGAGCUCAGAAUGUGCGAGUGAUUAUUGCAGAUUUCUUCGUGUUUGCGGCCCGAGCUGUCAUGUGUGAGGCAUGGAGACAGCGUAUGACUGCCCAUGAGGGUUAUGUAUGGUUCCUGCCUGCCUGGUACGCUGAAGACUGGUGGGACGUCGACUAUUACAACUCCAGGCCCAACCCCGGGGAUCCCCGCCCCCAGGAGCACAUUCCUUGUACCACAAACAACAUGGAGUAUGCUAUAGACGGCCAUUUUGUCCUCCAGAAGACGUUUACCAAUCCUGAUAAUACGCCCGUUGUCGGCGGUAUAGAUAUCGGACAGUACAAGAUGUUCUAUGCUAAAAGGGUUGGAAAAGCUGAUCGAUAUGGUACACCAUUUGCCUCGUAUGUGUAUGAUGCAGUGUGGACGUAUGCCAAGGCCCUUGAUCGAGUGUUGCGAAGACAUCCUGGCGCCCUGGAGAACAUACACUCCAAUGAAAACACACAGUUGUUUGUAGAGGAGAUCACAAAGACAAACUUCCAAGGUGUAUCUGGCCACAUUCAAUUCUCAGGCGGUGAUCGGCCUGGUAACAUUUCCAUAGUCCAGAAAUUCUUAAACGAGACCCGCCUUGUCGGUCGAUACCAGCCGGGGCCAGACAACAAAAAGGGGACCCUUGAAAUACAGACAGGGGCUCUUCGUUGGCUCACUCCCGGGGGAAUCACCCCUAGUGACGGAAAUCCAGAAGUGGAAGACUGCCUGAUUGAGGCUUUCCGAGCCGUACUGAAUGUUUCCUGUGAGAUGGCCAUAGUUAUUGCCAACGUUAUGGCCUUCGCAACGUUUGCCCUCAUUCUGAUUGCCAUUCUGAUCUUCUUCAAACUCAGAUAUGACAAAAAGGUCAAGGCCACCCACCAGCGUAUGAAGGAGUUAGGCCUUAUUGGCGGAGACUUUUCUCAGUGUUUCUCACUUGAUGAGUGGGAAAUUCCCAAGGAGAAGGUUGUACUCAAUCGUAAACUCGGGGAAGGGGCGUUUGGGACUGUUUACGGAGGUGAGGCUCAGAUUGACGAGGAUGGGUGGACGGCCGUUGCUGUAAAGACGCUGAAAGUCGACUCGAGUGUGCAGGAGAAGGUUGAUUUCUUGAGUGAAGCGGAGUUGAUGAAGCGUUUCCAGCACCACAACAUUGUCUCCUUGCUUGGCGUGUGUACUCGGGAGGAGCCAGUUUACACCAUCAUGGAGUUCAUGCUGCAUGGUGACUUGAAGACAUACCUGUUGUCUCGUCGUAACUUGGUCGGCUCGCUUGCGAAGGAGGCAGAGGACGUCAGCGCUGAGAAGCUGACACAGAUGGCCCUUGAUGUCGCUCUGGGGCUGCGAUAUCUACAUGAUCUCAAAUACGUUCACAGGGAUCUUGCCUGUCGGAACUGCCUAGUCCAUUCUAACGGCAGCGUUAAGAUCGGGGAUUUUGGUAUGACAAGGCCGACAUGUGAUACAGACUACUACAGGUUCAAUAAGAAAGGUAUGCUACCAGUGCGAUGGAUGUCUCCAGAAAGCCUGUCUGAUGGAUUUUUCUCUGCCAAGUCAGACGUGUGGAGUUACGGGAUUCUGAUAUAUGAAAUCAUCACGUUUGGCAGUUUCCCGUACCAGGGCAUGUCCAACAGUCAGGUCCUGGAGUUUGUGAAGAACGGAGGGCGUCUCAUCCUUCCUAGGAACUGCCCAGAGAAAUUGUACAACCUAAUCUAUGCCUGUCUGGAAGUUAACAUGUCCCCCAGACUGGAAACUGAUGACGUCAUCGACGAUCUCACUAAAAACCCCACACUGCUUCAGCCGUGUCUCAACGCUCCGACGGCAAGUGUUGUGAUAGAAGAGCCAGAAAUAUGUGAAAUUCCGACCGCCUCAUGUCAAAACACUGUCAACCAAUCAAAUGUUGCAAAAUUUACAUCGCUUCUAAAUAGACGAUCUUUUUAUAGCAGUAUGUCUCAAGAAAAGUUGAACAAUGUUAAUGUUAAACGUUGGAGUGGUUCGAAUGUUCUUAAGCCCGUGCUGAAUAACAAACCAACGAUAAAGACGUUUAUUCCGGUAAUGACAGGAAGACCUAGAAGUAAUAGUCUUGAUUCGCCAUACGACAGUAGCUUUGAAAAACAGUGUUCAAAAACCUCAUAUUCGCCAUCAAGAACUAGAAAAGACAAGUCGAAAAGACAUUCUGAGGAAUUUACCGGCCCUAGUUAUAGUAAAUAUAUUCCGUUGCUAAGCAACGCCUCGUAUUACUAUAAUAAAGACCAAUCAAGUGACUAUUAUAGUGACACGUCCAAAGAAAUGUGUCAGAAUAUCACGUCUGUAUGACAAUGAAGCACAGUACAACCUUAUCCAUGGAAAUUCAUUCUUUUUUUCCCGAAAAUGUAACACAAGGACUGUAAUAUAGACCGUACAUAUCCUGCUUAUAUUAUUAACAAGCUUUUAGAUCACAAAAUUUCAUAGUAUCUGAUAAAGAAUUGAAAUUAUUUACUUAAAAAUCAAAAUAAGCCUGGACCAAAUUGCCUGUCAUCGAAGAGAAAUAACACAACUUUUGAUACAUUGAGUUGUUAUCAAUGUGCAAUCAAGUGCUUAUUCUUUUAAGAUUUAGAAUUAUAUGGCACAGUUAUCUGAUACAUGUACAUGUAUUUGAAACAAUGGUAUUCACGAAUUAGAACAAUUAUUAAAUUUCAAGCACACUUAUCAAAAGAUUUGUGUAUCUCAAAAGGUCAUACAUACAACAUUAGUCCUUGUCUGUCUUUGAGUAUUGUAUGUGUUAAAAAUCUGGUUCCCUGUUUGAAAAAGUUACUGGGUUGUACUGUGCUUCCGUUUUAUCAUAGCUUCAAGCAUUUUAAUUCAUCAUUUCUGUUCCACAUAUUUGUCACUGUAUACAAUACACUGAUUUAACUUGUUGUUGUGGAUAUACUGAUAUAACUGAUAUAACUUGUUAUCUAGGAUACACUGAUAUAACUUGUUUUCUUGGAUACACUGAUAUAACUUGUUAUCUUGGAUCGCUGAUAUAACUUGGUUUCUUCGAUACACUGAUAUAACUUGUUAUCUUGGAUCGCUGAUAUAACUUGUUAUCUUGGAUACACUGAUAUAACUUGUUAUCUUGGAUACACUGAUAUAACUUGUUAUCUUGGAUACACUGAUAUAACUUGUUAUCUAUGAUAAACUGAUAUAACUUGUUAUCUUGGAUACACUGAUAUAACUUGUUGUCUUGGAUACACUGAUAUAACUUGUUAUCUUGGAUCGCUGAUAUAACUUGUUAUCUUGGAUACACUGAUAUAACUUGUUAUCUUGGAUACACUGAUAUAACUUGUUAUCUUGGAUACACUGAUAUAACUUGUUAUCUUGGAUACACUGAUAUAACUUGUUAUCUAUGAUAAACUGAUAUAACUUGUUAUCUUGGAUACACUGAUAUAACUUGUUAUCUUGGAUACACUGAUAUAACUUGUUAUCUAUGAUAAACUGAUAUAACUCGUUAUCUUUGAUACACUGAUAUAACUUGUUAUCUUCAAUACACUGAUAUAACUUGUUAUCUUCGAUACACUGAUAUAACUUGGUAUCUUCGAUACACUGAUAUAACUUGUUAUCUUCGAUACACUGAUAUAGCUUGUUAUCUUCGAUACAUGGACAUCCAUGUUUCACGAUAUUUAAUUUUAAAAUGCAACAUAAAAAUGUUCCCCCAUCAAGCAGUUUGCAUAAGACAACAUUUGCACAUAAUUGACAUGAUGCAAAACCAACCUGAUAUAAAUAUUCAUAAUUGUUCAACCAAUGGAGAGGUUUACUGGUCACAUGCUAACCCAGGACAAGCAAAUUCAAGUGGCUUUGGAUUUCAUAUAUUUUGCUAAACAAAGUUGGUAAUUAUUGAGCAUGGUCUUGAUCUGAUUCAGUGUCAUGUCAAAUGUAUAUCUGAAUUGUUGUGGUGAACAAUUGUUACAUAUAAUGUUUUAUCUUAUAUUCGUUGAACCAAGGGGUUUUGGUGAUAUAUCAGUUCUUUUAAAAUAAAGCUGUUAUCAAAAUUAGCCCAUGGAAAAACCCUUUCAAGGAUUUUAUUUAUAUUGAAAUUUAUAAGAAAAAACAAAGCCUGCCUUGUUACCAUACAUAUCCAAAUAAACACUCUGUGUAAUUUUUAUUGAAAGUAUUGAAUGAUAAUGAAGAGAUUUCAAAACACCUUGGUUCCACAAUAUCUCAAAUGCCAAAUUUUAAUUUUGUACAUUUUAAUAUGAAUGUUUCAUUUUUUCACUUUCUACCUUCAAAAUCAAUUGUGAUAUAAAAUGUCUCAUUAUUUGUGCUAUUUUGCUAUUCUUUUUUGUUUUUGAGGAAAAAGUUGAUGUAUUGUUAUAGCCUUUAUCGUCAUUGGCGUCCUCGGUGUUGUGCAAAAAUUUGACCCUUAGCAAAAACUCAUUAACUAUUUUAGAUUUUUAAAUGAAACUUGCUGCACAUGCUGCCUGAGACAAACAUAUCUGCUGCAAGGUCCAUAACUCUGGCUUGGAUAAUUGUUGAGUUAUGCCCCUUUUGAGAUUGACAACUACUUAGGAGUGUUAGCGUUCACUCCUCAACACUGUUGUACAUGUAUCGUUAUAUUUUCAUACUAGUGUAUGAUUGAAUAGAAUUUGAGAGCAUGAAAUAUUAAUUUGAAUUAUUGUUAUAGGCAUUAUUUAAAAGAAAUGUUUCAGUCCAUAUUCAUUAAAGACAUUUAACCCUUUUAUUUUUAUGGUCAUGGUCACCUAACUCAAGUCAUCAAAUUUUCAUGCGAUGUGUAAUACAUAUUCUUCAUUUUUCAACCACAGAAUGGUGCUAAUUUUAUACUGACAAAGUGUUUCUGGGUAACGUUGAGCUUUAUUGAUAACAUAUCAGGAGCAGUAGAACAUUCCAUAGACAUUACUGAAAAAUAUCCAACAUUUUAAAUAUCUACUUCCUUCUUAGUUGUUAUCAUAUGUAUAUUUGUUGCUUGAAUGAAAUUGAUUAAAUUUGAAAAACAA
This is a messenger RNA of Mya arenaria, 7491 nucleotides long. RefSeq lists its product as uncharacterized. The transcript is spliced from 19 exons. Lineage: Eukaryota; Metazoa; Mollusca; Bivalvia; Myida; Myidae. Gene Ontology annotation, molecular function: transmembrane receptor protein tyrosine kinase activity; ATP binding. The record is from RefSeq and is a predicted model, not a curated record. Gene Ontology annotation, cellular component: signaling receptor complex. Gene Ontology annotation, biological process: positive regulation of kinase activity; protein phosphorylation; multicellular organism development. Bases 788 to 4834 code for a protein of 1348 amino acids.